Molecule: messenger RNA, 1743 nt
Organism: Periophthalmus magnuspinnatus
Lineage: Eukaryota; Metazoa; Chordata; Actinopteri; Gobiiformes; Gobiidae
Product: SAM pointed domain-containing Ets transcription factor
Exons: 6
Coding region: 236-1234 (332 amino acids)
Biological process (GO): cell differentiation; regulation of transcription by RNA polymerase II
Cellular component (GO): nucleus
Molecular function (GO): DNA-binding transcription factor activity, RNA polymerase II-specific; sequence-specific DNA binding
Source: RefSeq, a predicted model, not a curated record
UGCUGCUGCCUUGAACACACCUCCAGCAGGUGCUUUCACUUGGAGAUCAGUUUGCAGUUGUGCUUUAGGCUGUGUGCAUAGGCUAAGUUGGAUUGUCCUCCAGGGAGUCUAGGAGGGCCCCAGUCCCAGCACAGACUUCAGCACUAGUGCAUUUUGUGUUGGACACUGGUGGAGUGUGACACAGGAUCAAACAUUUUCACCUCCCCACCAGACCAUCCUCUCAUUGGUGGCAGUUAUGUCAAAUUCUGUCAGAAGUUUACCAGACGACUCACUGUAUCGACCCCGGAUGGCAUUGACAGGCGACUCCCUCUGUCAGUUGGAUCGUACCAGAUGCCCUGGAUGGGACUUGGACAAGACCAAAGCCAGUAUGAACAGUGCGGAGCAUACCAGUAUACCAAGUCUGUACCUGUCCUGCUUCGACAUGCUACUCACACAGGACACUCACUGUUUGGCCAAAGUGUCUGAAGCAUCUCCGACCUCAGCAGCACCCAUGCCUUUGCUGGAGCUGAGAGAUGAGCCCGAACAGUGUCCCAUCAUUGACAGUCAGGAGCAGGGACUGUCCCCCUGUGGUAUAGAGGAGCAGGAAGAGGACCGCUCACUGGAGCAAGUGCAGAGCAUGGUGGUAGGCGAAGUACUCAAAGACAUCGAAACAGCCUGCAAACUUCUCAACAUCAAUCCAGACCCCUUUGAGUGGAAUUCCAGUCAUGUUCAGAAGUGGCUGUUGUGGACAGAGCACCUCUAUAGGUUGCCUCACGCAGGAAAAGUUUUCCAAGAGCUGUCGGGGAAAGACCUCUGCGAUAUGAGUGAAGAGGAGUUUCGACAGCGAUCCCCCCACUGUGGAGACACUCUACACGCUCAUCUGGAUAUUUGGAAGUCAGCUGCUUGGAUGAAAGAACGAUGCACAGUGACAGAAACCAAAGUCACUGCGGGACUGUGGUCUGAGGCAGACUCUUCCUCUUCAGGACAGCCCAUUCAUCUGUGGCAGUUUCUUAAGGAACUUCUUUUAAAACCACACAACUAUGGACGUUGUAUCCGCUGGCUAAACAAAGAAAAAGGUAUUUUCAAAAUAGAAGACUCCGCUCACGUGGCCAGACUCUGGGGCCUUCGGAAGAACAGACCGGCCAUGAACUAUGACAAGCUAAGCCGCUCCAUCCGCCAGUACUACAAGAAGGGCAUCAUCCGCAAACCAGACGUGUCCCAGAGACUGGUAUACCAGUUUGUCCACCCAGUGUGAGAGAUGAGGUACAAAGUGAAAGACUAUGAGGAGAGAGACCAAGAAUGCACUGACCAACCCAAACAUACUGCAAUAUAUACUGUAUAGUAUAUUAUAAAAUAAAAAGACAUUGCAAAUAGACCAAAGAUGGGUCUGAAGUAACACCGACCUAUACUUGUGUACCAAUACUUUGUAAUGGCUUUGGCUGAAUAUGUUUUCAAUCAUAGUUGUAAUCAGGGGUGUAGUAAAAAAUUCUGGACCCUGGGUACAAAUAAUCUUGGUGGGCCCGUCCGUAUUACAUGUUCUCUAUUUGAAAAUGGCAUUACAGAUUUUGUGAAGAGCCCCUCUCUGCACUGGGCCCUGGAAAACAGUACCCUUUACCCCAGACGUCCCUGGUUGUUGUUGUGCAACAACAAUCAAUUUAAACACUGUGGGCAAGUGAAUAAUGUAGUUCAAAGUAAUUAUGCAUAUAUUGUGUUAUAUAGAUUUAAUACACAUAAAUUAAAACAUGUAUGUUUUAUAUAUAAUCC